GGCACUGACUGGCAUCACUGCUGGGCACUGACUGGCGGCACGGACUGGCACAACCGCUGGGCACUGACUGGUGGCACUGACUGGCAGCACUGCUGGGCUGCACUGGUGGGUGGCACUGGUGGGUGGGCACAGGUGGGUGGCACUUCUGGGCACAGGUGUGUGACACUGCAGAGUGGCACAGGUGGGUGCACUGCUGGGCACAGGUGGGUGCAUUGCUGGGCACAGGUGGGUGAUCUGCUGGGCACAGGUGGGCGGAACUUGUGGUGGCACUGCUGGGCACCGAUCAUCAGGGCACUGAUCAUCAGUGCCCUGAUGAUCGGUGCCAAUCCCCGCUCUGACAACUGCCGGUUCUCGGCAGUACUUUCCUCACGAUCUGACAGCGUGAGGAAAGUGCAGCCGAGAACCGGCACUUGC
This is a messenger RNA of Staurois parvus, 414 nucleotides long. Lineage: Eukaryota; Metazoa; Chordata; Amphibia; Anura; Ranidae. The record is from the annotation of a GenBank genome assembly.